This is a messenger RNA of Diutina rugosa, 2943 nucleotides long. RefSeq lists its product as uncharacterized. The record is from RefSeq and is a predicted model, not a curated record. The transcript has a single exon. Bases 1 to 2943 code for a protein of 980 amino acids. Gene Ontology annotation, molecular function: RNA binding. NCBI's taxonomy places the organism in Eukaryota, Fungi, Ascomycota, Pichiomycetes, Serinales, Debaryomycetaceae.
AUGAUCCCCACGUCUACUGACGCCCUCGGUCUCCCUACGAUGGAACUGCUACUGUUACCCCAACCAGCUUUGGACCAGGCCCCUCAACAGACCGCCCCUCAAGGUCGUCGCAUGCGUUCGGGAAGCUUGUUCUCUACCAACCUGAUUUGGAAUGAUGACGCCCUUGCGACCAGCCCUCAACUGCUGAUGUAUGACCAGCAAUUGAGUAAUGAGUCCAAUCUGGCCUCGCAGUCUCAGUUUCUUAACAUCCCUACUAAUGAGGCCACGCCUCAAGGUCGCAACCGCUCUUAUACCACUACUGGCGCUCCCAAUCUGUUGGGAGGAUUACCUAACCAGCAAUACCUGAUGUUUGACUCAUUUGGUUUGAAUCGUGUUUCUCCGUUCACUCAGACCCCUCACACAGUAGCCAAUACUGACGUGAAUUCACUUCUUGACUCGUUGAUGCUCAAUAUUCAACCGCAAGACACCACUUACUCUCCAACCCCGAGGAUCCGCUCGCAAACGUUUCUGGGUUCAGCCCCACUGUUACCCGACCUGCUUAUCGGUCAAGCACCCCCACCGCCGCCAGUUUUCAACGUGUAUCAGCAAGGAGCCCAGCAACAACCAGCUCAACCUCAACAGCCCCAACCCCAGCAACAAUCCUACUAUGCUCAUCAACCCGUUCUCCAGGAUGAUUUUGACAUCACCCUGGUGGCGCUCACCACAAAUUUUGAUAACCCCAAUUUGGGUCCAACGAAAAAUAUUUUGUUGGACAACUUGCCACAAUUUAUCGAUCUGAGUAAGCUUUAUCAAGUACUUGUGCUGAGCUUGGGCAACCAAAGACUGUUCGGUGGUAUUCAGGCCGUGCGGAUCUGCCCCGUGAACAACUCGAAGUUAGCUUUGGUCGAGUGCCUGAAUGUGGAUACUGCGAUGUCACUCAAGGCUAGCUUCAAUCAUAUUGAAUUUGUUCCAGGAGUGGUAUUGUACGUUGCAUUUGCUAAAGUGGGUUCUCAGUCUAUCGCAGCGCAAGCCCCGGCUGCCGCCACGACACUGCUGGAGUCGACAACUCCGCCGAAGCAGAACGGACAAAACAAUCACAAAAGCAGCGAGAAGCCCGCGCCUAUUGAGGUGUCAGCAAUUCAACCUCAUUUGUUGAGUAUAAUCGACACCUUGGCUGCCCACAAUCAAUUAGAUCGUAACAAGGUUCGUCUGUUGAUCAAGAAUGCCAUUAAUUACGAUAACAACAAAUACCAAAACAAUUUUGGACCCCUUCCUGAUCCCAUUCCAUUGCGUCAGUUUGACCUGCCGAAGCUUCGUGAAUUACGCAAGAUUUUGGAAAACAAUGAGGCUGCGGUCAGUGGAACCUCAUGCCCUCUGCUGCCCAACCAAUCGGGACUGCCCUCGCCUCUGGAUCGUGUGAUGAGCCAAUUCGAACUUGAAGAGUUAUGUCUUGCUAUGCUCGAUGAGUUGCCUGAGUUGUGUUACGACUAUUUGGGGAAUACAAUCAUCCAAAAAUUGUUUGUUCUUGUCGAACUGCCUGUGAUCAAGCUCAUGAUGGUGAAAGAGAUAGCGCCAUACCUCACACAACUUGCUAUCCACAAGAACGGUACUUGGGCUAUUCAGAAGAUAAUCAAUUUGGCAAUUGGCCACACGCAACAAAUGUCUAUUAUCGCUGAGCUGCUUAAGCCGUACGCUGUGAAGCUAUUCAAUGAUCAAUUUGGCAAUUAUGUUCUCCAGGGUUGUGUCAAAUUCGGUCUGCCCUACAACGAUUUCAUCUUUGAGACUUUACUUGACAACUUCCUUGAGAUCUCUUUUGGCAGAUUUGGUGCUCGUUGUAUUCGUACGAUUCUUGAGAACGCUGAGGGUGGCCACAUCCCUUACGAGCAAGUUAUGUUAGUAGCGCUGUUGAUUGUUGAAUUUGCAAAUGAUCUCGUUGUUAACUCAAAUGGAUCCUUGUUGAUCACCUGGUUCCUUGAUACCUUCAAUCUGGAACCUAUCGCGGAAGGACGAGCUCGCCUGAGCUCGUUAGGGACUCGCCAACGGAGUUCAAGCAUGGCACUGGAAUCAAUCAAAGAUGACCGUUACGCACUUCUCACGCAUAAGUUCUUGCCAAAUUUAGCUCGGUUGUGCACACACAAGUUGGCAAAUUUGACCAUUUUGAAGAUCAUCAACAACCGCCUGGAUUUAGUGCUGAAGCAAACAAUCAUGGACGCAAUCUUCGGUUUGUUCGAAGAAUGUGAGCGUCAGAUGGCGGUGGCGCAAGGUAUGGACGAAUACUCAUACCCUCAACCGUCGAGGCUCUUGGAACAGAUUCUUCAAGAGAACCCUGAACACAAUGCUGCAGGACCUUUGUUUGUUUACAAGAUUUUGCUGAAUCCUUUAGCGCUUACGUUGCCCGAUUCUCACAACUCUGUGGACUCCAAGAGUAAUCUGCGUUAUUUCGAAUUUAUUGUGUCGCAAGUCAAGCGUAUCUUGCUUGAACUGAACAUCACUAACUUGCAACCGUACAAGAAGCUUAUGGAUGAAGUUGGUCUUCCCACUAACCGCAUUCUGCGGACGGCACUGCUUGGUGGUGGGCAGGGUCGCCGGAACAAGCGCUCGGUGACUCGAACUCAGGGAUCACCCCUGGGGAAACAAUAUCACAACAGUUAUUAUCAACACCAAGUUCCCAACCAAAAUCACGGGCAUGGCCAGGGUCCAAGUCAAGCCCAGACCAACCCUAAUUAUCAAAUACCUCAAGUUUAUGGUGGACCGGCGAUGCCUAUGCACAUGCUUCGGCCGGGUCAACAGCCUGCGCCAAUGGCGUAUCCCCUGAUGGCCCCUCACGACCUGGAUUCCACUCAACAGCUUCAGCAGGAUAUGGCUGUGAUGAAGCAAUUGGAACAACUCAGUUUGAGUUCCGCAGCCAUGGGUUACAACUCUAGCCCGGGAACUCCGUCCACCAACCGCAACCAGUUUUUAUGA